UCUAUGGUUGUCGAGUACCGAUGACGUACUUGGAAGGCGUCCAGGCUUCCGGCUUUGGGGUGCUUUUCCCCCUUCCGCCUUUGGCCUGUGCCGGUUGCUCGGCGACCGACGAGAGGCCUGCGGUUGCUAUGGAGCCCGACCCGAAAGGGUGUUACGUGCUGAGUAACCUGGCGGAGGUGGUGGAGCGGGUCCUGGGCUUCCUGCCGACCAAGGCCCUGCUGAGGGCGGCCUGCGUGUGCCGGUUGUGGAGGGAGUGUUCCCGGAGAAUCCUCAGAACUCAACAGAGCGUCGCCUGGGUCUCUGCUGUAGAAUCGGGGCCAUCGGAUAGCCACGCUCUGGUCCAUGCAUUAGCAGAAGAGCUUGAGAAGGUUCAGGUCCUCCCCCAGACGGUGUUGUACGUAGCAGAUGCAGAGACUUUCUGUGGACAUGAAGAGAGCCGUGGUCAUGGACAGAAGAAAGCCCGAAGAAGAAAUAGUAAAGAGAUUGCUGCUGCGUUGGAGAAGCUGCUGCCGAAACGUUGCCAAGUGCUGGGUCUCGUAGCGCCCGGAGUUGUCGUCACCCCGAUAGGAUCUCAGAGCAACCGCCCCCUGGAAAUAGAAGAAGGUGAAGCUGGCUUUGCAUUAUUGUUCCCCAAGAUUGAUGGUGUAAAGAUUCAGACCUUCCACUUCUUUAAAGAUUUGAAGACUCGAGCACUUGAUGAAAACCAGUUUGCUGAAGCAGGCCUGAAAAAUAAUCCAGAUCUUAGAGUGGUUCUUCUGUUUGGGGAGAAUACCUGGAAACCAGGAGCAACGCGAUUUGUGCACCAGAUCGUCAACCGGUUGAAUGAGAAAAGCAUCGUCUUGGCUGGGGGACACGUGGAGAGCUUCACAUCUCUAAUGUCAGAGAACAACGCUCGGCCCGCUGAGUCCUGCGGCGUCGUUGGCUUGGCUUUUAGCGGAGCCCAGAUCCAGAGCGCGACCGUUCUGUUAGAUCAAGAUGUCAUUGACGAGAGGACAGCCGAAGCAGCCAUGCAGCGCCUCAAGGCCGCCAACAUCCCCGAACACAAUAGCCUUGGCUUUAUGUUUGCCUGUGUUGGCAGGGGAUACCAGUAUUACAAAACCAAACCUAAUCUCGAAGCCGAUGCUUUCAGGAAGUUCUUUCCUAACGUCCCCCUGUUUGGAUUUUUUGGAAACGGAGAGAUAGGGUGCGAUCGAAUUGUGACUGGGAAUUUUAUACUCAGGGAAUACGACACAAAGGAUGACCUCCUCCAUGGUUACACCACUGUCAUGGUUCUUAUCCACCUGGGCUCAUCCAAAACAAAUCAGUCUUAAAACCUCUCGCUGUACACGUAGGUCAGAGUCACGAGGUUGUUUUAAGGUCAAACUUUUUAAACAAAAUUGUGAGAGAAUGUACACACCUUCAGCUGAAAGACUUCCUGGACUAAAAAUGAUCAUUAGCAUUCCUAGUUGGUAUAAGAUUAAAUUAGGUGAGGAAGGGAGUCCUUUUGCACCAUGCAGAAACUUUAAAAUUGAACAAGUGUUAGUCUAAAAUAGAGGGGGGGAAAUGAUGUUACUUAUAAAAUUUCAAGUAGUGGUUGGUUUAAACUAGACUUAUUGCUCCACUCCUCGUUGGAAUUGAAAUAUCACUAUUUCUGCGUGAUGUUCAUGGAUUAGACUUGACACAUUGACUAAAUUACUCACCGGAUGAACACAUGAACAGCUGUAACAGUGUUGUUUGCUCCGUGGCAAGACGUACGGCACUCUGUUUGAACCGAGUUCUUCAGAACACCUGUGUGUUGAGAUGGGAUGGUGAAGGCUCGUUGAAUCUAAACCAUGAAACCAUUUCUCAGAUGCUUCCACCUUUUUUUAAGUCUUCUGUCUUUUUGAAGGAAUAUGGCCGUCUGGAAUCUUUAGGACUUAUCUCAGAAAACACUGUGUACUGGAAAGUGUCACGGGCUAAAUUGGAUUGUGUUAUAAAUUACAGUCACUGGCUGGGUGGUUUCUAACUUUUCUGCUGUAAUAAUCUUGAAUAUUCCCUGGGGAAUCUCUCUCCUUCCAAACACUAUUCAUGAAGAAUAGCCAUCAUCCACUGCUACAAGAGAAGACUCUACAAUUCACUUCUAAACACACGUGUGUGUUUUUUUGGAAAUGCAUCCUGUUGACUUGGACCUUACUUCUAUAACUAUGGUUUAACAUCACUUGUGGAAAACAAGAAAUACGGCAGAACGUUGAGCACAGUAAAGCUGGAGGGCAGAAAGAAUGCCAAGUGAAUGCAAUUUAAUUGAUAAAAUUAAUCCCCAGGCAGACAUAAGCAGCAUUUUAAAAAUGCCUUUGUCAUAGAUAUGUUGGAAAGGCACUGAAGGAAUGUUUUAUAGAUACCAUGGACUGCCCAAAAGACAAAUAAGUGUCUGUCUUUCUUUAUACCAGUGUGAUGUGAUGGUUAGAUUGUUGGAAUUGGAAGACCACAGUUCAGAUUCUUGCUUGGCCAUUAAACUCUGUAGGAAAUUUGAAUCAA
Pogona vitticeps (central bearded dragon) is the source of this 2493-nucleotide messenger RNA. RefSeq names its product F-box protein 22 (gene FBXO22). The record is from RefSeq and is a predicted model, not a curated record. Gene Ontology annotation, biological process: protein polyubiquitination; regulation of skeletal muscle fiber development; positive regulation of proteasomal ubiquitin-dependent protein catabolic process. Gene Ontology annotation, molecular function: protein binding. Lineage: Eukaryota; Metazoa; Chordata; Lepidosauria; Squamata; Agamidae.